AUGGAGCAGCAGGUUCUCGAUCUUUUAGCUUCGACUCUCGAUCCCUCAGGACCGAUCCGAAGCGAUGCAGAGCGACGCCUCGAACAGCUAUAUACAAAUGAUGCUUUCCCAUUGUCUCUCCUAUCUGUCGCAUCUCACGUGUCUGUGCCACUCGGACAUCGUCAAGCCGCCUUGUUAUCACUCAAGAAAUUGGUUCUGAGGACUUGGUCGCCAAGCUUAGAGGAAUAUGAAGGUCCUGAGCAACUGAACGACAAUGUCAAAAGUCAAAUACGCCAUUCACUUUUAGCGAUUGCUACAGCAACCCAUGAGCAGAAGAAGAUUGUCGGAGCCGCCAGUUAUGUAGUUAGCAAGAUUGCCAAUGCCGACUUUCCGGAGCAAUGGCCCACCCUACUUCCUACCCUCCUCGCGCUGAUACCCCAAGCUGACGAUACUCAAUUACAUGGUGUGCUGGUCGUGCUCGGGGAACUCGUUGAUACAGGUUUCGACGAUGACCAAUUUGCGGGUAGCGCCGCGGAGUUGAUCAAAAGCAUUUAUGAUGUGGCGGUCGAUGGUCAGAAGAAGCUGAUGACAAGAUCACUCGCCAUAUCGAUCUUUCGAUCUUGUCUGGACUCAAUGGAAGUUGUGAUGCAGACAAAUUCAGAGGCUGUACAACAGUUUGUGCAGGGCGCAUCGGAGUCUUGGGUACCUUUUUUUGUUGAGACCAUCAAAGCACCUUUACCAUCAAUACCAGAUACCGAUGAACCGCCUGAAUCACCCGGAAUUGGAGGAUGGCGAGGAGUCGUUGCGAUCAAGACCCAAGCUGUGAAAGCAUUGGACAAGAUCCACAAUAUAUUUCCACACUCACUUACACCACGCACAAUGGAACUAUUCAAUGCACUCUGGGAGGCAUUGCAAGCUCAUUUGACGCCGUACCACAUUCUCUAUACUGGAGAAGAACAAAAGGAAGGUCAAUUGGAGGACGCUGAUCGGCUACCGAUCUCUCUAGAUCUAUUGGUGAUGGAGGAAUUAGACUACACCCAGACACUGCUAAACACUUCCACAAUCAAACAUGAGAUGGACAACCAGCUAGAAAAGUCAAAUAAUGCUACUAAUGGAGUCGAGAGUGUUCGCUGGCUCUCACAGAUCCUGACUCUAAUCGUAGGCUAUGCCUACAUUUCAGCAGAGGAUGCAAAUAUGUGGGAAUUUGACGUCAACACAUUCCUUGCCGAAGAAGCCGCGGAAACGGCACAAUAUUCAGCGAGAAACGCAUGCGCCGGGGUCGUCACAAAGUUGUGCAGCUACAAUUGGCCCGUACUCGAAGAUUUACUUCCUCUUGCUAAAACAACAUUUGAAAGCAUCCCAGCCGACUCUAAAGCUAAGGAAGCAGUGCUCUAUGUCGUCAAGCAGGCCAUGGAAGAGGUCAACGGAUAUGACAGAGUGAUCGGCGCAGAUCUUCUCAAUGGCCAUCUUGUCUACGCAAAGACUGCAAUGCAAGACAAAGACAAAGACAACUGUAUGCUGCAAAGUCGCGGCUUCAUCACUGCAGGAUUUCUUAUCACAGCACCAGGUAAAGAACUGGGUGAGCUCGUUCCAGAUUUCGGCCGCCAGGCAAUCCAAGUCAUCGAGAGUGACGAGUCCGAGAUUGUGCAAGUGGCGGGCAUGAAAGCACUACAACAGUAUCUGAAGGACAUACCCAAACCCUUGGCGCAGGAAUUUCAAGCUCAAGCUGUAGCUGCGAUUGCCGGAUUUGUGUCAUCGCGUGAUCUGAAUGAGAUAUCUGAGGGUGAAGAUCUACUUGCCACCCUUGUUGAGACUCUCCGAGACGCCAUUUACACCGACCCUAGUCUUUGUUUGGAGCAUCCGGCCAUUGAUGUAUUAUUUACUCUAGCUUCAUACGGCGCCAAGAGCUGGCAUGUUACGGACAUUGUCAAUGAAGCAUUCGAAUCAGCGGUGACGACAAUGUCGUCCUUAGGCCCCGAGGAAUACGCUCGACUGUGCACCAAAGUUUUGCCAAGUCUCAUGGGUGCUCUCGACGUGAGUGAUAUGACACAGGAGAGCUCGUUGAGUGACAUGGCUGUCAAUCUCAUAUCGACCCUUGCUGAACACGGUUCGGAGCCCUUGCCCCAAGGUUUCAUAGCCACAGUCGUACCGAAGCUCUAUCGAUUGCUUUUUAUGGAUGUCGACUUCAAUGUUCACCAGUCUGCAACCGUCACAAUGAAGCACAUAUUGAGCCAUGACGCCGACCAGCUCUUUGCAUGGACAGAUCCCGAGACCACUAAGGGAGGCUUGGAGAUCAUGCUGCUUGUCAUUGAUCGGCUUUUAGGCCCACACGUGCAGGACUCUUCUGCUGCCGAGGUCGGCGGUCUCGCGAUGGUAUUAGUCGAGAAGGCGGGUGCGGAACGGCUUGGACCAUAUCUAAUGCAGCUGUUGCAAGUUGUGGCAAUCCGUUUGAGCACUGCCGAGCGCGCAGACUUCAUUCAGAAUCUCGUGCUUGUAUUUGCGCGACUUGCUCUCACCAACCCGAAAGACGUCCUGGAUUUUCUUUCGCAAGUUCAAGUACCAGGUGCUGAAGGUGGAACAGGGUUAGAGGUGGUGAUGAGGAAAUGGCUUGACAAUUCAGUGAACUUUUCCGGCUACGACGCGAUCCGCCAGAACGUCAUGGCGCUCACGAACAUCUACAAAUUACAUGACGAGCGGCUUUCCGGUAUUCAGACUAAGGGAGAUCUCUUGAUUGAUAACAGCACUCGCAUAAAAACUCGGUCGCAGGCCAAAAAGCAGCCUGAUCAGUAUUCCAUCGUUCCAGUACCUCUGAAACUUGGCAAGGUCCUCGUGCAAGAGCUGAUUACAACUCCCAACAGCGCAGGACUAGGUCUUCGAAAAGCGAGUAUAGCACAAACUCACGGCAGUGACGACGAUGAGUGGGAAGACGAGCCCGCUGUCCUUGACUUGGCCAGCGCGGGUACUCGAGCUGACCUCAUGGGGUUCAUGGAUGAGAUGAAUCAGUGGAACCUCCACCAGAGUGACGACGAAACGCAACAGUAUCUUAUUCAAUUCUUCAAUGAGGUGGGCCAAGAGCCAUAUUUUCAAGACCUUUACCAUGCGAUGAACGAAAGCGAGAAAGAAAAGUUACAACAUAUGAAUAAUGGAAGACGACCAUCGGUGGCCUCGGUCUGA
Molecule: messenger RNA, 3153 nt
Organism: Bacidia gigantensis
Lineage: Eukaryota; Fungi; Ascomycota; Lecanoromycetes; Lecanorales; Ramalinaceae
Exons: 1
Coding region: 1-3153 (1050 amino acids)
Biological process (GO): protein import into nucleus
Cellular component (GO): nuclear envelope; cytosol
Molecular function (GO): small GTPase binding
Source: RefSeq, a predicted model, not a curated record